This is a messenger RNA of Coturnix japonica (Japanese quail), 864 nucleotides long. RefSeq names its product fatty acid binding protein 7 (gene FABP7). Gene Ontology annotation, molecular function: lipid binding. NCBI's taxonomy places the organism in Eukaryota, Metazoa, Chordata, Aves, Galliformes, Phasianidae. The record is from RefSeq and is a predicted model, not a curated record.
CGGGGAGAGCCCACCCGGCUGGGCGGGCAGACUCCGGCCGCGGCCCCGCCCGGCCCCGUGGGCGGAUUCCCCGCAGCUCCCCUCCCGCCGGCCCCCCGCCGGGCGCGGGCUUUAAAUGCGGGACGGUGAGGCGGCUGUAGCGUUUCUCGGUACACCGACACCUACUGCCAUGGUUGAGGCUUUUUGCGCGACGUGGAAGCUGGCUGACAGCCACAACUUUGACGAAUACAUGAAGGCGCUGGGAGUGGGGUUUGCGAUGCGGCAGGUGGGGAACGUGACUAAGCCCACGGUGGUCAUCAGCAGCGAGGGGGACAAAGUCAUUAUCAAGACUCAGAGCACUUUCAAAAACACAGAAAUCAGCUUUAAACUCGGUGAGGAAUUCGAUGAAACUACCCCGGACGACAGAAACUGCAAAUCAGUCGUGACCCUGGAUGGAGACAAGCUAGUGCACGUACAGAAAUGGGAUGGCAAAGAGACAAACUUUGUAAGAGAAAUAAAGGAUGGCAAAAUGGUAAUGACUCUUACCUUUGGUGAUGUGGUGGCUGUUCGCCACUAUGAGAAAGCAUAGAGUUCACCUUACCAGAUGGUUACGUCUAAUGGAUGGAUUAAUGUACUGUCCGUAACUGAAAGUAGCUUAAAUGUACAUUUCUGACAUGAAAGGUUAAUAAAGACUUGUUUUUUGUUUUUCUUUUUUAAAAAGAACUUUUUUGUGAGCUUUUGCUGUAUAUUGCAACAAGUUAAAGUCUGCAUAAAAACUCUGAGACAUUUGGGUUUGUUUUUUGUUUUUGUUUUUACAGUAAAUGAGAGAUAUUUGAGUUGCUUUGGAAUGGAGAUCCAACAAAUUAAACAAUUUUUUAAACUUGU